GUCGUGGCCACCCUUCCCUCCCCAUCUGCUUCAGCUCUGGCUGUCUGGACCAACUGCCACCACCCCGCCCCCCCUCUCCUCCACAGUUCUGUUUUCCGCACCUACCACACAAACCUCGUCUCCACGGAAGCGCCUGCCCCUCCGUCGCCCUUUGCGAUGCUGCACCCCCCUCUGACUGUACCAACGCUCUUGCAGCAAGCAAUGCAGUUUCCCCCUCCCGUCGCCGCUGUCUUGCUACUGUGCGUUUGGUUGCGCUUGUCAGCUCUUUCUAAACUGCAUCGUGGUUGCUUGGAAUUUUUGCCCGGCAAUUUCGAAUUUAGGUAGAGUACUCCCGAUCAAGUCUUCGCUCAUGAACCUCUGAAUGAUUCUUCUGUAUGUCUAGGAGAGUUGCGUGCGACGGAGCUUCUGGAAUUCGUGCAGCGAUUCUGUACGGACUUGAGAAUUGGACUGAACUGCGCAAGCUUGCUAAAUGAGUGGUCCUCGGCAAAUGGGAAAGAAGAAAGGACUUAAUGAGGAAGGCAACUCCUCUACAGCUCGUCAUAAAAUCUUGAAAACUUUCUAAUACUCCCAUACCAAAUCACACUAGUUUUCAAGCCGGAUUCCUUCCUCCAGUGCAGGGGCGCUGAUGUUUCAGCAUGCAGCUCUAUCGUUAGCAACAACCUCGAGAAUUGUUGCUAAUCCUAGGUGUGCUCGGGAUGCUGCGCGGCUGAAACCCUUCGGAUAGAAGCUUUACGAAAUCGCUCAGGGAGGAGAAUUAGUACAGGGUCUGACUGAUUAAAGUCUUCCACCAAAUGCUAUGUAAGUGCAAGUAACUCUAGUUACUCCGUUACAUCACCUCUUCUGACGGUGGAGCUUACGUUGCCGUGACUUAAGUUUUUGAAGCAUUAGACUUUGCUAAGAGAAUUUUUUUUUGCAACGGUCAAUUUACAAUUGUCAAGAGCACUACACUGACCUCGAUAUUUAGACACCUAAAUGGAUGCUUAACGGCUAUUCAUACCAAAGUUUAUGAUGUGCUGAAGCAUAAUCUGGCUCCGAUAAGGCUUGUGAACAGAGCAGGCGUAGCAUAGACCUUUUACUUACACGUAAUUCGCCUUCUAGAACUUCAAAUUGACGAUUGAUUAUGACUUCAGCUUGUUUCAAUACUGUCAAUAUGGGUGACUUUCUUGUGUUUAGAUAGGAGUGGCUGAAGGCAGCAUAUCAUGCUGGCAUUUGCGAGUCCCCAUGCCUAUCUUGCUGCUCGCGUGCUCUCCCUCAUCAGCUUGGUCGCCGAGACUCUGCCCACGGCGUUGUAAUUUAAAACUCCACGAACUCCUCGUCAGCAUGAACGAUGUUAGGCGUGAAUCUGGAAACGAGUCAGUGCCAGCUUAAGGCCAUAAGAAGGCUGCACAAGUCCCUUGACCCAGAACGAGAUUAUCUGGAGCGGAGUGCAUGCCAGACAGCUGCAGGUAGAGCGUUAUGGAAUCACGUGAUCCAUGAUCCUUUGGCAGAAGUUUUCGCUGGAGACGUGUUUCUAAGAGGACUGCAGGAGAAGGUGCGUCGCGACCAGGACAAGAACGCACGGGAGACUGCUGGUGUAAUGAUGGCUGUGAGGACACUUUGGUUUGAUACCCGCCUUGCAGAAGCACUUUCUCAGUUUGAUUCAAGCUCGAGUGAAUACCAAGUAGUUUUGUUGGGUGCUGGAAUGGACGCUCGUGCAUACCGACUUCGAUCGCUCAAAGACUGUUCCGUGUUUGAAGUAGACUCUGCCAAAGCCUUACACUUCAAAGAGUCCAUACUCCAGGCAAUGUUGGAAGCAGGAGAGCCCUUACCCAUGCUUGAAGCAAAGAGUUUGCACAGAGUGGCCUCUGAUAUUGCCACAGAAGAUUGGUUUGGCAGACUGAAAGCGGCAGGGUUCAAGGUACAAUUACCUACAGUCUGGAUCUUAGAAGGGUUCUUAUAUUACCUGCAAGAAGCUCGUGCAAAAGAGACUUUGAAGUGCAUUUCCCAAAACUGCGAGAAUGAAACGGUGGUGCUGGCUGAUUUCAUGAACGAGUCUUCCAUCCAUUUAGCCCAUGAGCUGAAGACUCACUUCUAUUUUCAUAGUGAUUGGCCAGAGGAGCUACUGCCUAAGCUUGGCUACUCUCGAGUGAAGGUCUCACAAAUUGGUGAUCCCGAUGCAAACUUCGGGCUCAUAAAUGACGAGCUCAAUCUCUUCCAUCAGAUGCGUCGCGUCUCUAGGCAUGUGAAGGCCGACGUCAAUGGCAAACCUUACAGAAGGUUACUCCUUGUUGAAAGCUGGGCUCCUUGAGAUCUCUCUCUCUCUCUCUCUGCUUUUGAGUUUAUGAAAAUUAGUAGACAACAAAAUCUCCAUGAACCUCUUUUCAUAGUUUAUGACUUCUCUUUCAUGUUUCAAUGAUGAUUGGCAAGCCCCUGGGGAUAAGCGGCAAGGUAGGUUCUGUGCAAUUACCCUAUUAGUCCAGCUUCCACAUCUUUAGUUUGCCAUUAUCUCUUGUAAUUUUAAGCGAUGCGGUUUCGAUACAUUACAGGAUUCCUGUCUUUUAAUAUUAUUUUUCAAUUAUGUACUUGAGCACGUUUCGAGUUCGCCUCAUCAGCAGUAUUUGUUGCUGAGGUUUUCUGUAACCUUAAAAAGAAUUACAUCUCAUUACCUUUUUUCCA
Messenger RNA from Physcomitrium patens, 2655 nucleotides. RefSeq lists its product as uncharacterized. The record is from RefSeq and is a predicted model, not a curated record. Lineage: Eukaryota; Viridiplantae; Streptophyta; Bryopsida; Funariales; Funariaceae. Gene Ontology annotation, biological process: methylation. Gene Ontology annotation, molecular function: methyltransferase activity.